AUGAGGUCUCGUACUGUGGAGCCGUUGAUUCAAAGGCUACCACCCCUUAAAAGAGCCGCUAGCCUUACAGAGGCUGAGGCACGGCGGGCGCUGCGCUGUCUUCACGAGUUUUCUUAUUAUCCAAUCCCAGAAGUGUUAGGACGAGAGGUGCCCUGUAAAACGCAGGACGCACCUGUGCUGGACUCAGGUUAUGUCUCGGAAAACGAUGCUAACGAGAUAUCCAACGAGAACAAGGCCAUAUCUCUGCAUCUGGAACCGUUAGAACGCGACUACGCUGUGCGAUGGCUUACGGGAUUUGUUGGACAGGCCUGGGAGCUGUCUCUUAGUGAUGAGACACGAGAUGGCUUUGUUGAUGCGGCAUGUUCACUAUUAUCGCAUCUCACUUCGACCGAGAAUGGUUGUAGUACGACUGAUGAGGAGGACCUUGGCAUGACGCGCCGGUUUCGGUUCUCGACAAGUGACAACGCGGAAGACCUUGUUGUUGACCUCUACGACACCCCCAUGCAAACGGGAGAAGAUCACACAGAUGUUGGCUUGCAGACUUGGGGGGCAUCUAUCGCAUUCUCACAGAUGCUUUGCAGCGCGCCAUCAGAGUUUAACUUGGAUCAGAGAACGCUUGAUGCUUCCACACGAAUAGUUGAGCUUGGUGCCGGGACAGGCCUUGUUAGCAUGGUGCUUGCAAGCUUACUACCCUCACUAACUGAUUCGCUCCCCUCCAUUGUUGCGACGGACUACCAUCCCACCGUGCUGAAAAACUUGGAAAGGAAUGCGGCGUCACUCAGCUCUAAGGCGGAACCUGCGGCGUUGAUGCAAGUCGCUCAUCUUGACUGGUGUGCCCCUACGCGGGAGCCCCCUUUGGAUGUAUUGGCAAACAUAGUUAUUGCCGCAGAUGUUGUCUACGCUGCGGAACAUGCUUGCUGGCUUCGUCAUUGUGCCGCUCAUAUCCUCGCACCUGGAGGCGUCUUCUGGCUCAUGGUUUCUAUUAGACCAAAUGGCAAAUUCGAGGGUGUUUGCGAUUCAAUCGAGGCUAUAUUUGCUGAAAACAAUACUACCACUGCAGAUAGUCGCCAGCAUCUAAGGAUACUGAGCAAGCAGUGGAUAGACAAGAAGCAUAACAUCGGACGAGCUGAUGAAGUCGGAUAUAGGCUCUUCAAGAUUGGCUGGGCAUAA
Molecule: messenger RNA, 1170 nt
Organism: Trichoderma asperellum CBS 433.97
Lineage: Eukaryota; Fungi; Ascomycota; Sordariomycetes; Hypocreales; Hypocreaceae
Source: RefSeq, a predicted model, not a curated record